Durusdinium trenchii is the source of this 1218-nucleotide messenger RNA. NCBI's taxonomy places the organism in Eukaryota, Dinophyceae, Suessiales, Symbiodiniaceae. The record is from the annotation of a GenBank genome assembly.
AUGUCUGUCGAGCCCUCCUCGCUCGUGACUGGUGGAUACCAUGGUCCUCCUCCGGCUGGAGCCAGUCCAGGAUCCCUCCAAUGGCUCUUAGACGAAGCAGAGGUGGGGUGGAACGAGCCGCCUGAAGCACAGCCAGAGGAGGUGAAGAAAGAGGAUUUAGACCUCCUGGUUCAGAAGUGCAUGGUCCAACGCUUGUCGGAACGGGUGCAUCUCCGAAGGAGAGUCGAGGUGAUCCACAAGGGCGGCGCUCCGGAAGCGCAGGAGUCCUGUGCAGCCUUAUCCCGAGGCUGUUGGGCCUUGCCUUUGUUCUCCUGCGCCGUGGGGAUCCAGUCGGUGUCCCAACCGAUUCGUGUGUGCCUCUCCGAGAGCAUGCAGCAGUGUAGUCGAUCAGAGGCCCGACUCUUCGCGGGGAUCGACCGAUCCCGCGUCCCUGGCAUCUUUCUGCUCUAUGCGCUGCCCAUCUCCCAGAUUGUUCUUGAAUCCACCGUGGAAGAAAAGCCUCACCACGAGUUCGUCGCCUGCCUCAUGUCCUUCGCCUUGGACCCCAACACCGACCUGCAGGAAGUGAAAAAGCCGAAGUACGCGGUGAACCCCAUCAAGUACUUGGAGAAUGGUGAUGAGGAGGGCGAGGAGGACGAGGAGGAGGACGUCCCGGAGGAUCUGGCCGACUUGGACCCAGAGGAGCAGCAGAAGAGGAUCAAGAUCCGGGCGGCUUACCAGAUGGCCAUGGGAACCCUCUUGGUGCUGAUCUUCUCGGAUCCCAUGGUGGACCUCCUCAGCGAGUUGGGAAAGCGCCUGGAUGUGUCCGCCUUCUACAUUUCCUUUGUCUUAGCGCCCUUGGCCUCUAACGCCAGUGAGCUGGUGGCCGCGUACAACUACGCCAAGAAGCGGACGUGCAAAUCCAUCACAACGUCCUUAAGUACCUUGGAGGGCGCUGCGAUCAUGAACAACACCUUCUGCCUGGCGAUUUUCCUGGCAUUGGUGCAGCAUGGCCUGGGAGUUCUCGGCCGAGACGACCGCCAUUCUCCUGAUCCAGGUGCUGAUCGCGCUGAGCGCGGUCUUUCGACGCGUGCACAGACUCCUGGAUGGGUUCCUCAUCCUGAGCCUCUACCCUCUCUGCUUGGCCACGGUCUAUGUCCUGGAGAAUUACGUGGGCUGGGACUGAGCGUCCGCGGCGGUUUGCAAAGCUCGGAACCCCGCCGCGGUGAGCGGCGGUGA